Molecule: messenger RNA, 447 nt
Organism: Mucor mucedo
Lineage: Eukaryota; Fungi; Mucoromycota; Mucoromycetes; Mucorales; Mucoraceae
Exons: 2
Coding region: 29-424 (131 amino acids)
Biological process (GO): mRNA splicing, via spliceosome
Cellular component (GO): U2-type spliceosomal complex
Source: RefSeq, a predicted model, not a curated record
GUUUACUCAUUGAUACAGAAGCUACAACAUGGGUUCUUCCGAUCUUAAUUUAAAAAAGUCAUGGCAUCCCGCCACGUUCAAAAAUCAGGAGCGAGUAUGGAAGGAAGAGCAGAAAAAGAAGGAGGAAGAUACAAAAAUCGAACAAAUGAGAAAGGAAUUAGCCGAAGAAAGACAGCUUCAAGAUCUCCAACGUAUGCAAGAAGAUGCAGGCACAAAACAACGUUCGAAUAAAUUAGAUUGGAUGUAUGCAUCACCCAACGCAAACUUGAACGGAGCUGCCGAUGAUACCAUGGAAGACUUUUUGUUAGGAAAGAAAAACGUCGACGAAUUGCUUCGUGCUAAGCAAAGACAAGAAAUUGUAGGUUUUCAUUAUUCAUUUAACGUGGCAUGUCCAUUCAUCCGUUCUUUUUUUUUUGUCAUGUAGCAAGCAGCUACCACAGCUGAAGA